AUGUCGAAGGCGUCGAUGAGACCGAACGUCAGGCGCCACGGAGGCGUCGUACACGCGCGUUGCGUCGUGACGCGAGCGCUCAACGAGGAUGACAUCGCAUUCUUAACGAGCGAGUUCCCCGAGUGGAUCAAGGACGAGGAGGGGGCGCGAAAGAGCGACGCGUACUUCAGGGAGAAGCACAAUCGCGCGUUUAACCUGGAGAAGGCUCGGGUCGUGGUAAAGUCGCUGAGAGAUGAACACGCGAAGCUCCCAGCCGCUUCGGGACCGUACGCGAGCCCGAAGACGUUCCCGGGCUUCCUGGGUGUGUACGAGCGAUGCAGCGACGAGAUUUAG
Molecule: messenger RNA, 333 nt
Organism: Ostreococcus tauri
Lineage: Eukaryota; Viridiplantae; Chlorophyta; Mamiellophyceae; Mamiellales; Bathycoccaceae
Product: unnamed product
Exons: 1
Coding region: 1-333 (110 amino acids)
Source: RefSeq, a predicted model, not a curated record